AAUGCACUUGUUACUGUUGAAUUUGAAACAAUGGAGCUCAGCUCAGCAAACAAAAAUGGAAAAUUUUCAUAAUAAAAAAAAAAGUGGAAGAACUUAAACUAAGAAAUAGAGAGAUAUGAAGAGACUAGGAGAAUGUAUAGAAGAACUAACGAAGUUCACUCUCCAAUCCCACAUCAACAAAUCCCUCAAUUUUGAACUACGCCUCUCCCAUGAAUUCUGCUCCAACCUUCUCAUCGGUUCCCACACCGACGAUCCCAGUCCAGAUAUUUUGAAGGGAGUUCCUUCAUACCCUUUAUACAAGCAUUUGGCAUCGGCUUUGCACCAAUCCAUAGUUUCCGGGUUCAUUUGCUAUAGACAAGGCAAUUCAGCGUUAAUGCGCGAUGAAAUUUCUACGAAACAGAAGGAAGAGUGGAAUAAGUUGGUUUCAAAUAAGGGACUUGAAUUGAUUAAAAUUAUGAAUAAUAUAGACUUUGAAUUUCAUGUUCAAGAACCAUUCUUUUCAAUGUUAAGAGAUGGCUUGAAGACAAUUGAAGGAAGGUGUGCAGUUGGUGAAUACAAUAAUAUUGAAACAGGUUCUGUGAUCCUUUUUAAUAAAUGUCUGGUGCUUGGAGUUCAGGAUGUUCAUCGUUAUGCUACAUUUUCUAAGAUGUUAGAAGCUGAAAGUCUUUCUGAAGUCCUUCCUGGAGUUAAAUCCACUGAAGAAGGUGUGCAAAUAUAUAGGAAAUUUUAUACAGAAGAGAAAGAAAGGUCUAAUGGUGUCCUUGCAAUCUGUGUUUCUAAUUUGGUGGCGCAGCCUUCUAUCUUGUUGGCCAGCUUACUCUCUGAACUGAGUUAUGAAGGUGUCCAAAGUCUUCUGGGUCUAGCACAUACUACUGGAACAAUUUCUGCUGCACUCCCCCCACCAAAAUCAACACUUCUCUCAUCAUUUACGUUGCCAUAUAAUCCAGAUGUCGAAGGCAGUGCCUUGACUCAUGGAGCUAGGGCCUUGGCUAAGCAUGCUGAUCGAAGUAGCAAUAAGUACUGGGGUAAUUUAAAUGGAAGUGACUCAAAUAAAAAUAAUCUUGCAAUGGGUGUCAUUACUGAUUUGAUCACUAACUCUAGCUGGUUGAAUGUGUAUAUUGUUCAACCACAUGGUGCUGUCUUUGAGAUAAGGGUUGAUGAAGGGUACGGUGCACGCUGGUCGAAGGAUGGAACUAAGUUCAUUGGAUUUCUAGAACCAUACAUGGAUGAUGGUCACUUGAAGGGAUGGAAGCAUUGACUUGACUUUGAAGAUGUUUGCACUGGCUUCCACAAUCUACAAGGAAAUCCAGAAGGAUUAUUAUUUCAGGAACUUGAAGAAGGAUGGACUGGAUUAAUAGAAUGGACCCCUGAAUCCUAGUUCAUCCCUUUGGUGAUUCUUUCUAUGACAAAUUUAAUCACAAUAUUGAAUGUGUAUGAACCCAAGACCUAACUCAGUUGGUCCAUGUCUUAAGAGGUGGUAUCUAGCAGAUUUGAGAUUCAAAUCUCAGCGACUGUAACCCCUUAAUCUUCAGACUACGACUUCUUUUGUACUGAAGAAAAAUGAACAUCGGCUGGCAUACUUAAUUAACUAUAUGAUUGGAAUUUUGUUGUGGGUUUAACUAUAACAAAAACAUCAGUAUUUGUUA
Messenger RNA from Durio zibethinus, 1646 nucleotides. Its product is annotated as RNA-binding ASCH domain protein. The record is from RefSeq and is a predicted model, not a curated record. Lineage: Eukaryota; Viridiplantae; Streptophyta; Magnoliopsida; Malvales; Malvaceae.